UCCGUGACGUAACGCGCAGUGUAUUGACGUGACACGCGGCACCGGUGAGAAGUGGAAAUUCGGAAAACUGAAGGUUCGGAAAACACGAUAAAUGCUAAACCUACGUUCACAGAAAAUGGACUUACUGAUAUAUAAUAUGCAACUUUCCUGCCUACAUGAUUAACAGCUAAAUAUUUUUUCAUUGUACCCAUAGCAUAGUAUCAAUAUUUUCUGGAAUCUUAUGGAAUGCAAGUGUACUUCUGCACAUCAAAAACAAUUACUGGGUGAGUUUGAUUUGAAAGUAAAACCACAAAACAGAAAUGAUCCUGAGCCAUAUAUUGGAUAUGAAGUGGGAGGGCACCACAACUAAAUGCAUUGUUUUGUUCUGCCUAUUUAGUGUCAUCAACAGCAUGUGCAAUUCCCAUUGUUGGUUGUUCUGAAUGACACUUGUAUUCUGAGCUUCCCUAGCCUUCUCAAAGUGAUAGCCAGGAUUAUAAUUCCUAUGUUAAUUUGGAAUCUGCAAUAUUAGCAAAUAGAGAUACUUUAUAAAGAAGCAGAAUUUUCAUAUUUAUUCCACAUAGAAUUUUAGAACACAGUUGUAACUGUUCCAUAGAUUCAAAGGAGCAGACUUGAAGUGUAAUGGUUUGUCCCUGUUUUAGUGAUCAAAUCACCUUUUGGGGAUGUGGGAAGUUUCUCUGUUGACUGAUUUAUUUAACUUAUGAUUUUUCUAACGUAUAUAAUGUUAUCUUCAGGAACCUCUGCAAUCUGGAAGUCUUGAUUCAAACUGCAGUCCUCUAAGGCCCCCAAGCAUGAUGGGUACUUCCUGGUUCACAGUCAUUGCCAUAUUUGUGUUUUCCUCCAUUUAUUGUAUUGUUUCUCAUCCCAAACCUGAAUUAUGGUUCCAAGAACUUUUCCCCCUUAAAAUGUGUCCAGCCAAUGCCAGCGUGGAAACAUUUUAUGGCAUCAUGUUUGAUGCAGGAAGCACAGGGACACGAAUUCAUGUUUACACCUUUAUACAGAGAAGCCCAGAAUACCCUGCAGAGUUAAAGGGGGAAGUUUUUGAAUCAGUGAAACCAGGUCUCUCAGCAUAUGCCAAUCAGCCUAAAAGGGGAGCUGAAACUAUCAGAAAAUUAUUAGAGAUGGCUAAAAAUGCUGUACCACCAGAUCACUGGAGCAAGACCCCCGUAGUAUUGAAAGCCACUGCUGGUCUACGGUUGUUAGCGGAACAGAAAGCUCAAGCUCUACUCUCACAAGUCAGAAUGGUCUUUGAGGAUUCACCAUUUUUAGUUCCUGAUAAUAGUGUUAGCAUAAUGGAUGGAUCUUAUGAAGGUAUUUUAGCCUGGAUCACUGUGAAUUUUUUGACAGGGCAGUUGUAUGGCCAAGACCAGCGGACAGUUGGAACUCUGGACCUGGGAGGAGCUUCAACUCAGAUAACAUUCCUGCCACAGCUGGAGGAAACCUUAACACAAACACCAGUGGACUUUCUUACCUCAUUUCAAAUGUUCAACAGCACGUAUAAGCUCUACACACACAGCUAUUUGGGGCUUGGGCUAAAAGCUGCUCGGUUGGCAACAUUAGGAGCUUUGAAUUUGGAAGCACUUGGACAGACAUUCAGAAGUUCUUGUCUGCCAAAACAGCUGGAAGCAGAAUGGCAUUUUGGUGGAGUAAAAUACCAGUAUGGCGGCAACACAGAAGGUGACACUGGAUUUCAACCUUGUUAUUCUGAAGUAUUGAAGAUUGUACAAGGAAAAUUGCAUCAACCAGAUGAGAUUCAGAGAAGUUCCUUUUAUGCCUUUUCCUAUUAUUAUGAUCGGGCUGUGGACACUGACCUGAUAGAUUAUGAGAAAGGUGGUGUUUUACGUGUGAGAGACUUUGAAAGAAAAGCCAAACAAGUUUGUGAUAACAUGGAUAACUAUAGCUCUGCCAGCCCCUUUUUAUGUAUGGAUCUCAGUUACAUUACAGCUUUAUUAAAAGAAGGCUUUGGAUUUGGAGACACUACAGUUUUACAGCUGGCAAAGAAAGUAAAUAACAUAGAGACAAGCUGGGCUUUGGGGGCUACCUUUCACCUUCUACAGUCUCUAGGACUCUCCUACUAGAAAAGCAGAAGAUUUGCAUUUCUUGCAAGAGCCAUUCUGAUGAGCACAUAAUAAAAUAUAGACCAAAGUAGAAGAAAAGUUUUACUUUUAAGAACUGCAGUUCAGCAGAAACCCUUCUACAGUGGUAAGAUCUAGAUACCUGAUGCCAAAGAACUUUGAAACAGUUUAGGCAUCUUUUUUGUCAAGUCACGAAUGCAUAUUUGGUACCAGCACAUCCCAAUGUUGAACUUGCUCCACGAGCUCUUUUAUCUAUGAAAUACUGAAUGUUCACAUCAAAGAAGCAGCUUAGUCUGAUAUUUUAAAAAAACAGCAAAACCUAAGUGUAUUAUUUACCUUUCCCACAAGUUGUUUGAAACCAAGUAGUUAUGCUCCUAGGGUUAGCCAGUUCUUAAACAUGAAUAAAUAUGUUAUUUUAUUCAAUUACAUAUAUAUUAGUUGGUGAGGAGUAUUAGCAAAAAGAUUUUAGGAAUCCCACAAGGAAUUAUUUCAGGUGUAUUUUUCUAAAGUUGAGAGAGCAAAGUCCUGUGAAACUGUUCUUAUUUAUGUUAGACAACAAAGUUUUCUUAGGUUAAAUAGUUGUAACUUCCUCCAAUGUCAACUCUUAUAGAAUAACUUAAUGGAAGCCCUGAAUAGCCUCUUUUUUAAAAAUUCUAUGAAAAUCAAAGCUUUUUUUUUUAACUACCAUAUUUCCCCACCCACCCCCUGCCCCAAAUAUAUAUUGGUUUGGAGACAAGGGGCAGUUAGAUUCCAGCAGUUAGACUCCGGCUAGUAGAUUGAUACAUUACUUGUUGCAAAGCACUUAACUGGAUCAGAAGGUCUCUUCAAAUGAUCAAAACAAACUAAUCUCCUGAACUAUGUACUAAGUGAGCCAUCUUAAUAUUCUGCACAUAUUUCUAUAUAGUAUACGUUUUUUCCAAAAACUCUUCAAGAUAAAUGUUAAAAUGUGGUGAUAACAUACAUUUUUAGUCAAGUGCUCUUACUCAAUAUUAGUAGUGUCAAUACUUUAUAUAUUUACUCUGAAAUGACUCUUAUUUAAGUACUAAUCGGAGGGUUGUCUUAGUGAAUGAGGCAUGAUGCUAACGUUUGUUUCCUUUGGUGAUGCCUUUACUACCUUGGUAUUAGUGCCUAUGCUUUUUCUAAUGUAUUGAGAUUGUUUACAAAUGUAAUUAUCUGCAAAGAAGAUACAACUUGAAAAAGAUACAACUAUAUAAUUCAUAGAGGAAGAGUUAAUGAAAUAAACACAUAACAGAGGACUAAAUUAAUUACUUUUUUAAAGCAAAGACAAAUAGGUAUAUAAAUAUUAUUAACAUCAGGCAGUUGCUUAAUUAGUAAUUUAUAUAUAAGUAGAUAAAAUUAAGCUAAACUGUAAAUGGAUUAAGUUCCCUCCUAACACAUGCCUAUAUAUGUAGCACUGUAUGUAACUGUGAAAUAAAUUUUAGAUUUUUUUUCAGAAA
Messenger RNA from Crotalus tigris (Tiger rattlesnake), 3529 nucleotides. RefSeq names its product ectonucleoside triphosphate diphosphohydrolase 5 (inactive) (gene ENTPD5). Gene Ontology annotation, biological process: nucleoside diphosphate catabolic process. Lineage: Eukaryota; Metazoa; Chordata; Lepidosauria; Squamata; Viperidae. The record is from RefSeq and is a predicted model, not a curated record. Gene Ontology annotation, cellular component: membrane. The transcript is spliced from 15 exons. Gene Ontology annotation, molecular function: GDP phosphatase activity; UDP phosphatase activity. Bases 789 to 2075 code for a protein of 428 amino acids.